GUGCUGAACAAGAUGGCGGGACUUGGAGACUUAUUGGCUGCAUGUUUAAUCGGUAAAUAUUCUCUUUGUCAGCUCAAAAAUUCGUUGUCAUACAUAUUUUUAAUAAGAAAAAUUUAUUAUUUCUUUUUUGGGUUAAAAAUGCAGAGAAAGAUGUUGAUUCUGACGUCCUUUGGACAUGGUCUUACCCCACUAUAACCGAAACGUUCCGGCAGGUCCUUUCGAGGAAAUGUUGUCUUGAGACCGACAAAGAGGAAGUCAUACCUUUUUGUUUUGGCCAGUUCAAUAAGCAGUGGUUCUAUAUUUACACGUCAGAAGUUAAGAACUCCGAUGCUCUAAGCAAGGUGGGUUUGGUUUCAUCAGGGCUGGAGGAAUAAAGAUUGAUCAUGUGGGGGUGGGAUGGGUAGGGCUAUCCCUUACGGACUCCACCAAAUACUUUUUGCGAUAUGCUCCGCCCUUUGGGAUUGUGAAUUUGGGUAUCAUGGGCCAUCCACUAAAGAGAUAUUAAUGUUUUGUAGUAUAAAGUAUGGUUUCAAAAAAUUAGGAAUUAUUUAUUAUGCAUUUAUCCAAAUAUGUCCUCAGUGUCUGAAGGGGAGGGUCCAAAAAACUUUCCUUUUGAAUGUGUGCAUUUUCACCUUAUUUAAUGUACAGUACUUGUGAUUGACUAUAAUUGGUUUUCAAUAAACAACUAAGAAUGAAUUUGGAACUGAUACAAUUAAGGCUAAACUUGACUUUUUUCUUUGCAAUUGCUUAUAACAGAGUGAUACGUAGAAAUAUAAUGAGUGCUUGAAGGGAAAUAUUUGAACUAUGUAAUUAUUAAAAGAGUUUUAUGAUUUUAUAACACAAGUCUAUGAGGUAAAAAUAAUGAACAAUAUGUUUAUUAUUUUCAAUUGCUUUUUGGUUAUCAAGGUUACCCAUGUGGCACUGACACUGAUAGCAAAGGUGAGGAUGUUAACACACAUUUGGUAUGCCUGUAAUAUGGCUAAAAUGAUUUGUAUCUUUUAUUGUUUAAGGACGUGCAUUGUUAUGUAUGUGAGCCAAGAAAAUAUACAAAUCAAACUAAUUUGAAAUCAUAAUGGCCUGAAAUUCAUUUUAAAGUACAUAUGCACCUGGUACAUCAUUCUGGAAGAAUGCAUAAAUAAUGUGUUCUACUUAUUUAGUUGAUUUUAUUUCCUUUUCUGCAGGACUUUUGUCCUGAGAAAUACAAGAGUCUUUGCAAGAUCAUGUGCAACAAGUUCAUAAAAACUGGUGAUGCUAGUGCAAUGCUGGAGCCAUACCUGUCUGUUAUUACAAAGGGCUCUUGUCCUAAUGAUGACGAUGGUUUGUUAAUAGUCAAAGACUUUGAUCCUCGCUUGUCAUAUGUUGCCUCUCCCAUCUCAGGUGAAUACACUUCAUGAUUUGUAGUAAAACUUGGUGCUUGCUUUUUUUCUGAAAAAUUCAUGCAUGUGUUUUUUCAAAGACACUUUCUUGAGGUUACCAUGAUCUGCUUUUGAACUAACAUAAGGGAUACACUCCUAAGCCAUGAACAAGUUAGAGCUUGGAAAUGUUAAGAAAAUCUUAUAUGGCAAACAUUGCAGCUUGAUAGAGGAGCACUUUCUGGACAAAGAAUAAGCUUAACCUUGAAUAGCAUUACUCAGUAGAACAGUUGGAAUAAAAAUGUUUAAAUAUUUGAUUAAUUAACAGCAUGCAAGUACUUAUUUUGUGUAACAGUUGUUCAUGAAAAGAACGAACAUUUUUCUAAACAUUAGGGUGCCUUAAAAGCUGUACAUUUCAAUGUACUAACAACAAUUAUCCUUAUAAAUUUUGCUCCUUUCUUUUUUCUAACUAACAGAUGUUAUUAACAUAUUUGGGGUGGAGACAAUCCUAAUAUACACAGCCCUACUGCUAAAGAAGAAAGUUGUGGUAUACAGUCCCAAACUUGAAACUAUUUUAGAUAUUUGUAGGUGAGUAAGAAUGGUUUAGUUUACUAAAUAUUGUUUUAAAGCAGUGUUAUCUCCUGAGCAGAUUACUCCCAUGGUGUAGUGUCAUCAUUUUACUAAUGGAGGGUUAAUGAGGCAUUUGUUGCCAAGAGCAGUAUCAGAAUGCUAAAAGUUCAUUUCAGAGAUGACAUUGGCACGGUUUUCCCCCUCCCCUCCCCACUGACUCUCAAAAUUCAUACUAUUUCUUAUGGUGAGACAUAUUGCAAUAAGCUAAGGUCGACUGGUUAAGAAACCCAAUUUUCGUUCUCUAUUCUAAGUUUUUGUUAAGUUUUUUGGAACCUGACCAUGCUCAACUUUUCAAUCAUGUGGACCUGACUGACUACAAAAACAUAUCAAUUUAUCCAGCUAUAUUUGUUGAAACAAGAACAAAAGAUUGUGCCAGGUGAGGGAUGUUUUUCUUAUCAUAGCUCUCAAGAAACACCUGGAGUUGAAAAAUUAUUUCUUUGAAACUUUCCCCUUCCUACCUUGGUACAUGUAAUUGUUAAACGAAUGAUGGAUUUGUUGUCUUUUUUUUAAGGGCGUUACCUUUAUUAGUGUGGCACCGUCAGAACUGGAGCAUACUCCAUCCUUACGUUCAUCUUGAAGAUGAGGAACUUGAGAAACUAACAGCAAACAUAACUUAUGUGGCUGGCUUCACUGAUGCAUCUGUUGAAAGCAAAACUGACUUGUAUGACUUGUUUGUUAAUGGUACGUUUUGCAAUUAUGGAUAUAUAUUAUCCUCUUACAAAGACAGUACAGUCACAAGUAGGACUAUUGAGAGAAGAUCAACUAUGCUGAUGCUAAAAUGAUUGCAAAAAGAGUUGCAAACAUUUUUCCCCAGCUCAGCUUGUUUUGUUUCUUUUUAUCUUACAGUUGCUGCUGGAGAGAUAUCCAUUGCUCCUGAAGCACGAGGUAUGUGGACAAAACCAACUUCUCAGUUAUUAUUUUAAAAAUUGAAGGAUCUUCACUCGGUGCUUUCGUGACUUUACAGGGUACACGUUAAUCAUUGUUAAAAACAGGAAAGCAUGCAAUCAGUGCUAACAUUGAUAAAAAGAGUGGUUAGUUUGAGGAGAGGGGGGGGGAGGUGAGGUCACAAUCAUUUUAACUAAUGGGUUUGCUCUGACUGAUCAUGGUCUGUCUAUGUAGUGUUAAUUACUGACUUAACAAAUAGAUUUCAUUUUACUGUGUGUCUGUACAGGACUGUACGGUAAUAGAUCACAAAUAACGUCAAAAUGAGGUUUGAACAAAAACGAGAUGCAGCCACAUUUUGAUGUCUUGUGUGACUCCUACUGUACAGACCCACGGCAACAUGGAAUCUUUUUGUUUUAUAUGAUGAAAAACAAAAUGCUGUCAAUGGUGACGUCAUCUACGUGUCUGUCCUCCAAUAGAUCAUAAGCAAGAACCAAUCAAAAUGCUUGUAUAAUUUAGCGUAUAAUAUAAAAUCAGAUAUGACCCGUGUUACGUCAUUUUCUCUUUAUGUGUAUUUCUGAAAGAUCUCAUUACUUGUCUAGAUACUUUUCAGAUGGGAAAAAUUCACAAGGACAUAGCAAUGUUUAUGGUAGAUGCUGCCAAAAACGAGGAGUACAGUGAUCAAAGGCUCGUCAAGGUAAUAACACAAAGACUCUUUCAGACCCGUACAAGCCUGCACGAGACCUGUGUAAGAAAGAUCAGGUGCUAAUUUAAGUUUACAAUUAGUAGUUGUGACUACGCAAAACUUUUUGGCGAACGUUUGAUAACGAACAAGCGAAGAAACCAAGGAAGGAACUGAUGCUCGAACAAAGUUACGAGCGACCGAAAGAAAGAACGAAUGGAUGAAAAUACGAACUAACGUAACGUCUAACGAACACAUGAGCAAAAGAAAGAGCUGUCAUUAUCCUCAUUAAUGAACUGUUUGAUCAAAGCCCCCUCUUUUGACCUAUUUUCUAUUUGAUUGUUUGAGUGGUUGUAAAAAACGAGGAGCGAAUGGGUUGUCUCGCCCUUCGCUCUUGCGAGAGGCUGAAUACAAGCUAAAAUCUUCGUUCCGCCCAUCUAAUUACUUACAUUAGCGCGACAUGAGGUUUUUUUUCGUUUUUUUUAAGAGACUGAGACGUGUAAUUAAAAAUGUUCUUCAAUAACCUUUCAGGAAUUGUCCGUCAAGACGAAGGAUCUCAUAAACAAUCUAAAAAAGCUGGCUGUUGAAUUAGAGGAGGGUGGCAAGGCCAGGAUCACUUUGGAGGCAUUAAAACAGCGAAAACUAACACCAGUUGUGGAGAACUUUCUUUUCAACUUGGCCGCAGCUGAGGGCUUGGUUUGAUGCUUCACUUUUGUAUGGUUUGAAUUACGCCCCAAGAUCUGAAGACCUCUUCUCCUUGUUGACUGCAAAACAGCGAUGGCGGAUCUAGAGGAGGGGCCUGGGGGGUCAGCCCCCAUCUUUAUUUUGGUUAAAAAAAAAAAUCGUAGAAGGAAGAAAAGCCGGCAGGGAAAGCGACAAAAAAAAAACCGGUUUCCCCCUUAGCUCAAGGUCUGGAUCCGCCACUGAACAUUUAGUACAUAUUGCGUCCUCAGAUAAAUUUCUUCAUCUUCAUCUUCAUCUUCACCACUUGUCCAGUUUUCAUUGUCAGAAAAGAUAUAUAUGAAUUGUUUUGAUAUAAAAUAUAUAGGAGUGAAUCUAUUCUAUUGGUGUAAAGUUGAUUUGGAAAUAAUUUUUCAGUUGAAGUCUUCGAUUUGAUUGCCCUAGGAAGUAUGGCAUUGUAUAUCUUCACUACUGCAUUUUGGCAAGUUACCGAUCGUUAAGUACAGUGCUGAAGGUCGCUUUCAACUUGUGUGUAGUCAUUGCAUCAUAGUCAUGUUAUUCUUAGCAGUCCUCUUGGGGCACAUAGUUUUGAUGAAAUGAUGACGGCUCAUGUGCAGGUGUCUCUUAUAUUGAAAUGAUUUUAUCGUAAACGAGAAAUAAUGAUAUUAGUAUAUACGUUUUCUCGAAGAUCACCAAAAUUAAAAAAUUAAACUAAUUAUUUUCAACAGAUCACAUACCUUUGUAGAAAAAAAGGUAACUUAUUUCUAAUACAAUACUGUCAUUUUAAACGUAAGUUCUGUUGUUCCAAAAGCAGUCCAUGCAAGUCCGACGCGCAAGUCAGUCGCGCAAACUAUGCGUGCCGCGCCUCUCAAAUACUUAAGGUGCCACUGGGAUAUACUUUUUAUGUUUACUAUCGGCUCGCGCGAUGGAAUCUGCUGGGGAACGGCGCUACUCGAAGCCAUGAACUCGUAGGGACCGUGUGAAUGCAAACUAAUUCCCGGCAGUUGUCGCCAGUAAUAUGUAAAGUGGAGUCACCUUGGCAGGAAAUUAAUAAAAGUAAACUUAAUCCGUAUGUUAGUUAUUAAACAUCACGCGGUAGAUUUUCAUCGUGACAUUCAGAUACAAAUAAUUACCUUUAAUGCAGGAAAAAAUAAAAGGAAAAUCUAGAUGUCGAACUCAUUCGAAACAUGAUGAGGUGUGUGAUAUUCUGUAACCUUGCAAGAAAUUUAUGAUCAGGUUUGUGCUUCUGAGAUGUGUCUCGCCUUUUGAAGAGAUUUUUCUCUUUGUAGAAUGAAAACAAGAGAAGAAAUGCAUUUAAGCAGCUUGUCUUUACUGACGCAUAUGACAUCUGCCAACUUUAUUAAAUUACUUACUUCUACAAGUGAGUGUGAAUUAAUAUUAGUUACCAAUCUGACUAUUUCCUAUUGUGAUUACAGUGAACGAGAGAGUGGCAAUUUGAAAUGAUAACAAUAAGCGUGGGUGAAUCCAUGAACAAACAGUGCACAGAUUCAUUUGCCUUUUUUGUCUGGUGAAAAAACAAGGGAUUAUCUGAUGAUGAAAGGUAAAAUUAAAAAAAAACUAGAAAGUGUCAUUACUUGUAGUUAUUUUAACAAGAAAAUGUACAUAAUUAUUAUUCUGUACCAUUACUUUAGAUAUAAUUUGAACUUCGGGGUAUUUUGAGUUAAAUGUUUAUCUGUUCUUGCUUACUGUACACUACGAAUUGCUCUUAAGCCUUAUAGCUGUUGACCGAUCUACAUUUCUUGUUAUUUUUAACGUCUUGUUACUGUUGGCUAUUGAGGGCUAACCAAACUUAGAAAUCUUUAUCGUCACAUGAAAAUGUUAUAUAGCUUUAUAAUGCACAGUAGGCUUUGUAUUUCUACAAUUAACACUGGAGAUUUUUGAGAAAAGAUACAACAUUUCAUAUGUACAGAAUUCACAGG
Molecule: messenger RNA, 6167 nt
Organism: Pocillopora meandrina
Lineage: Eukaryota; Metazoa; Cnidaria; Anthozoa; Scleractinia; Pocilloporidae
Source: the annotation of a GenBank genome assembly